Messenger RNA from Aspergillus melleus, 465 nucleotides. RefSeq lists its product as uncharacterized. NCBI's taxonomy places the organism in Eukaryota, Fungi, Ascomycota, Eurotiomycetes, Eurotiales, Aspergillaceae. The record is from RefSeq and is a predicted model, not a curated record. The transcript has a single exon. The coding region runs from base 1 to 465 and encodes 154 amino acids.
AUGGAGCCGACGAUGGCUUCAAGACGGAUCAGAUGGACCAAUCGAUAUGAAAACCUGAGGAACGUGGGUCGAAAGGACCAGAAAGGAUUCGAGUCCGGAGAAAGACCAUCGCAGUUCCCUCUCACGCGGAUACCUUCAUACUUGAGGCGAUCAGCCCCGACGAGCCCUGUCUUCCAGGUCACCGAACCUCAGCCUCGACAAUACUGGCUGGGACGGUUCGUCACCCUCACAAAUGCAUUCCAUUACGAGGACUCCUUCAACCAGCCGGAUAUUGCCACCGGUUUUGGGAUGCUGUCCAGUUAUUCUCGUCCCCUGGGGUGUUCCGAUAUCGAUCUUUCAAACUAUCGCAUCAAGCGAGCGUUCAUGGUACUCGAGAAUGUCUGUACGACGGAAGAGGCGAGUGCUAGUCUUAGGGCCUUCCGCGAGGACUAUGUCAGGGUUCACGGCGAUCGGUGGAUGCGCUAA